AUGGCCACUGCUCAACUCUCUCAUGCCAUCAGAAUUCAUAAGGCAUCUAAGGAAACAGUUUUCCCAUCCCAAAUUACUAAUGAGCAUGAGUCACUGAUAAUGGUGAAGAAACUUUUCGCUACUUCUAUCUCAUGCAUAACAUAUUUAAGGGGCCUGUUUCCAGAGAGCUCUUAUGGAGAACGCCAUUUGGAUGACCUCAGUUUAAAAAUCCUCCGAGAAGAUAAAAAAUGUCCUGGGUCACUGCAUAUUAUCAAAUGGAUUCAAGGUUGUUUUGACGCUUUGGAAAAGAAAUACCUACAUAUGGCAGUACUUACACUUUACACAAAUCCCAAGGAACCUGAGAAAGUGACUGAGAUAUACCAGUUCAAAUUCAAAUACACAAAAGAAGGAGCCACUAUGGAUUUUGACAGCAGUAAUACAAGCUUCGAAAGUGGAACAAAUAGUGAAGAUAUUAAGAAAGCUAGUGUUCUACUGAUUCGUAAAUUGUAUAUAUUAACGCAGAACCUUGGACCCCUUCCUAAUGAUGUUAUACUUACUAUGAAGCUCCACUACUAUAAUGCAGUGACCCCACAUGAUUACCAGCCCCCUGGUUUUAAAGAAGGGGUAAAUUCACACUUCCUGCUCUUUGAGGGGGAGCCUGUAAACCUUCAAGUGGGAAUAGUCUCAACUGGCUUUCAUAGCAUGAAAGUAAAAGUUACAACCGAAGCCACCAGAGUGUCUGAUUUGGAGAACAGUCUCUUUCAGGAGAACAACACUACUGAGAUUGCCCAUCAGGGUCUAGACUGCGAUGAGGAAGAAGAAGAAUGCAACAACCACAUUCAAAGAAUGAAUUUAGUAUACAGUCAGCAAAGUUCUGAGCGCUCCAGGAAGAAGAGGAAGGUCAGCGAACCAGUGAAAGUUUUCAUCCCUGACAGAAAAUGA
Molecule: messenger RNA, 921 nt
Organism: Pteropus alecto (black flying fox)
Lineage: Eukaryota; Metazoa; Chordata; Mammalia; Chiroptera; Pteropodidae
Gene: HORMAD2
Product: HORMA domain containing 2
Exons: 10
Coding region: 1-921 (306 amino acids)
Source: RefSeq, a predicted model, not a curated record